CUUCACAAAUGAAUGCAACAUUCCUGGAAACUUCAUGUGCAGUAAUGGACGCUGUAUCCCAGGGUCCUGGCAGUGUGAUGGGCUGCCAGACUGCUUUGAUGACAGCGAUGAGAAGGAAUGCCCAAAAGCCAAAUCCAAAUGUGGCGCCACAUUCUUCCCCUGUGCCAGUGGGAUCCACUGCAUCAUUGGCCGCUUCCGCUGCAACGGCUUCGAGGACUGUCCUGACGGCAGCGAUGAGGAGAACUGCACAGCAAAUCCCUUGCUUUGCUCUACUGCCCGAUUCCACUGUAAAAAUGGUCUUUGCAUUGAUAAAAGCUUCGUGUGUGACAGUCAAAAUAACUGCCAAGACAACAGUGAUGAAGAAAGCUGCGAAAGCCCUCAAGAGGCAGGCAGCGGCCAAGACUACGUGACCUCAGAAAACCAGCUGCUUUACUACCCCAGUAUUACCUAUGCCAUCAUUGGUAGCUCUGUCAUUUUUGUACUCGUGGUGGCCUUUCUUGCCUUGGUCCUGCACCACCAGCGGAAGCGCAACAAUCUCAUGACGCUGCCGGUGCAUCGCCUGCAGCACCCUGUGCUUCUGUCCCGGCUGGUGGUCCUGGAUCACCCACACCACUGCAGCGUCACCUACAACGUCAACAACGGGAUACAGUACAUGUCCAACCAGGCCUACCACAGGCCUGUGGACCUGGACUCCCCGCCAUCCUACUCGGAGGCUGUGCUCGACCAAAGCAGACCACCUUGGUUUGACCUUCCUCCACCACCUUAUUGUUCUGAAUCUGAAUCCCCUAAUCAACCAGAUCUUCCUCCUUACCGAUCUCGGACAGGAAGCUUGGCCAGCACAGACACCCCCAGGGCAGAAAGUCCUCUGGGCACAUCCAACAGUGGAUGGACAAGAGACAUCCAUGGCAGCAUGGAUGGCCACAGAACUCUUCUUGGGAGGACAGUAGAUCAGAGCGAUUCUCUGGUCAACCACGUCGCUGAAAGAGAAGUGUAACUGCUCCAGUAUUUGGGACGGGCAGGAAGGCUUUUACUGUGUCUGUAUGAGUUAGUCUGCAGUGGCUAAUAGGUUUCAGGGGGACAUGUGCCUGAAUGAUGACUUGAUUUGAAUUCACACUAAGUUAGUAUUUGAAUUCAGCAUUUUGGACUCAUCAAGUAUAGAGGGCUAAACCUGGAGUCACAUCAACUCUCCAUAAUAUUUCUGUGAGCAGGUUCUGGUUCAGACAAAUAAGAGAAACAUCAGUACUGUGUCAAAAGAACUGAUGUGAUGUAUUUAUUGGACUGCUUACUGUAUAUGAAUGUAUAUAUGUAUGUGUAUAAUAUAUACAGAAGUUCCACACAAGAACUGUGCCAGAAGGACUCUUGUUUUCAAACUGCCUCCCAUCUUGUCAGCAUGUGAGCUGUUUCUUCUUACUGCCUGGUGCCAACUGGUGGUCAAUGAAGCACGAGAAGCAGUCGUUCUGCUUGGAGAUCUGAUGCCCAAUGCCAGCCCCCUGGCAGUGCUCAAAUUGCAGAUGUCCUACUUGACCCCUCUCUUCAUGGCCUGGAACAUUCUCACCAUGAAGGAGUUUUAAGCUUGUAAGGAUGCAACAACUGUAUCUGAGCAAAACAAGGUUUUUUUCACAGAUGCUAAUAUCUAGGCCAGAUUUGCAUGGGUUGUCUCAGCAACACCACAAAGGUUUAUCUGUCAGACUUCAAGGCUGAGUACAGAGGCACUGAAGCUUCUCAAAAAUGCAGCUCAAGACUUCUUUUUCUGUGUGGAAAAACAACAUUACUCCAUGUAUUCCCUCUUAAAAAAAAACCCAACCCACAACUAAAUAACAAAACAAAGAAAACAUCCGAAUUAUUAAAGCUAAAUCUUCAACACCAAAACCAGUCUGAGGCAAACACCCAGCACAGAAAGCUUUAAGUUCAAUGGCUAGUUUGUUAUAUCGGUAAAAUAUCUGAAAGUAGGUCACAUGGUGGAAGGUGUUAGGCUUGUUGUCCCUGUCUUUAGUGUGUGUAAGUACAUGCAUGGAUAUACAUGUGUAAUACUAUGUGUAGGUAUGUAUGUAGUGCAUCACAUAGGUUUAGUUCUGCUGCUCCACAAGAACUCUAGAUGUCAAAGUUUCAUUUUUGAUGAUCUCAUUUUUUAUGGAGAUUGCAUUAUUCAUGUUCGUUUGGUUGAAAUUCUAACUUCUGCAGAAAACGAGGAUUAUUUAUGUCUUUUUGUCCUAACUCUUGAAUGAUCUCCUGUCGAGUGUGUUUCAGUGCACCUUAUUGAAAUCACCCAUGUGAAAGCAUCUCAGAGGUAAGGGUAUUCAGAGUGGUAAGAGGGAAGAAGCCAUGAGUUUAAAUGCCACUGCAGUGCUGUGCUUGUGCUCCAUAUACAGAAAACAAUGCAGUGUCUUCCUCUUGUCCAGGCGGAAAUUUGCCAUGAAAAAUUAUUUGUGUUUGUCUAUCCUGCAUUUCCCACUCCUUCUAUGCAAAAGAACCGUGCCAUUAAGCAGCCUUUGCUGUUCCAAGGAAAUGAAGGAAGCAGACUGCCCACACCUCUUGCUUUCUUCUUCCCAUCUUUCUAAGGUAACUUCUUUCACCCAAAAGUUACAUGUUCAGAACCCAAGAAUUUUUGAGCUGGAGUGUAGUACAUAACUACUGCCAUGUUAUGUAAGAGGCAGGGGCUGGGUAGAUUUACAAGCACAGGUACCAGGACUGAGAUGAUGUGAAGGGAAGUAUUGGAGAAUUGUAAUGGUGAUGGGCUUGGCUGACUUUGGAAGCAGAUUAAUGGCAGCCUGUCUUGAUGUCUUGUUGAAGUUGUUGCUCCUAGGUUCUUGUAAUGUAAUGUACAAGGUUGGGUAAGAUUUCAUCCUUGCUGGGAACUCAAGCAUUUAAUUAUGCUGCUCUUCACCAAGCAAGAUUUGGCUUAUUAAUGACUCCAUCCAACAUUGUAGGCAGACUGUUGUCAUUGUCACAUAGCAGACAGUUAUUCUUUAUUUUACAGGUACAUCAAACUCAGGUACAUGAAUAGUUAAUAGUACAGGCAGGUGUAGGGAUGUCUCCUGUGACUACUGGGCCCUGCUGUCCCUCUUGCCUUUCAUUAAGAUUAUGUUUGGCCUUUGUAAGACAGAUAUAUCAGAAUGAGGUAUCAGAAUUAACCUUGGAUGUUCUUCAAUUGCAAUUUUAAAAACUUUAUAUUGGACUUGAAAACAUGCCAUUGAAGAGUUUGCAGUAGUUUCAUUGGAAUUAGAUAUCUUUUUUAUUUUAAAGGUGCCUAAGGCUGUAUUAAUGAAACUAAAUCAUUGUGUCCAGUAUCCCUCAAACAAGCCUUCCAUGGGGAAUUACAUUUCACCAUGUGUAUUCUAAGACACCACUGUGUGUUCAAACCAAAUAUUUUGUGCCUAUGGCAUCUGAAAAACAUUGCCUUGCAUUGCUAAGAAGUGGGAAAAGAGUGAAUAUAGCUUGCUUCUCUGCCUUCUGUGUCAGUCACUUUUAUAUAUGUACAAAUAUAUAUAUUAAAAAUACUCUUUCAGGUUGUAUAUAUUCAUGUAACUUUUGCAUUAAGAUAGUCCAUUUGGACUUUACAGAGAAAAAAGAAAAGAAAAAAACAUUCUAAAUGGUGUGACAUUUUCCCUUCUAGCUAAGGGAGUAUUUAUCUUUGUAUAGGAAUCUUCUAGUUUUUGAGAACACAAGUUAUAAAAGGAGAUCGUGCCUUUCUGUUUGAAUGUUGAUUUGGGAGGCUGUUAUCUACAUUUCUGGGUGUUGUUACAUAUCAUUGUCUAGAGAUCCAAAAAGAGCAACAAAUCUUGUCUUCCUCUUCAUUAUUAUUCAUGGGGACCACUGAACUUUGAGGAUGACAGAAGUUCAGUACCUUGCUCCAAAAAGACAUGCUAAAACUUGGGGUGCUUGGUCUUACUCCAGUUUUCUGGUUUGCAGAACAGGUUUGCUAGCUGGUUGCUCUGGAAAUUGCUGUAGUAUUAUACAGGAGUUGUUUAUGAUAUGUCACUUUUAGUAGUGUUAAUACAGCAUUACGCUGCACUAAUCAGUGGAAUCUUUGGGAAAUCUGCUGAUUAAAUUAAAUAUUUCAUUGACAAUCAGUAGCUUUUCAGCAUUUAGGCUGAAGUUAAAUGUUCAUCCAAUACCACAUGGUAGGAUUUCUUUUCAAUAGUGGGUAAAAUUGGAAUUGAUCAUCCUAUUGUUUGCAGUUGCUCUUAACCUUUUAGUUUGAGGUUAGUUGUCCAACAGCUUUCUUUUCUACUUAAUAUUUAAACAAGUGGAUGUUGUUUCAAAGACCCAUUCUUACAAAAGUAAAAUCAAUUAAAGUUUUCUUCCAGAACCAAAUUCUGUUUCCACAUCUGUACUGAAUGGUGUCCAGUAUUGAGUAGUCCUUCUCAGCACAGCUGUUAAUGUAUUUGAACAAAAGUAUUUGAAGAAAUGACUACUUGAGGUAAAUAAAGAAAUGUGGAUUAGCCUGUUGGAAAUAAGGUUAUUUAAAACAAACAAGUAAAUAAAUUUCAGGAGUUUUGAGUGUCUGUAACCUCUGCUGAAAUCAGUGCUGUGUAUUUAAAAUUAGGCCAUUAAUGUUUCUGCUUGAUAGUAAUCUGAAAUUCCUUGUUAGGCAAAUUACUAUUUACCUCUGGUAUUGGAAAUGGAAAACUGACAGUAAUGCUCUUAAAAGAGAGCCUGUGAAUAAUUUCCUUGGCUCUUCUCUGCAGUGACAUACACAACAAUACUGACUGCAUUGCAAUUUUUAAAUAACUCUGCAUUCAUUCUUACUUUCUUUUUAAGUCAAAUCAGUUUUAUUUACACCACUUCACUUUGAUACAGCUAAUAGGGCCCUUGUGAUAGAUUUAGAAACUGAGUGGAGGAAAGAGAUGACUCUUAUUUUAAUUAAUGCUGCAGCUUGUUAAUCUUGUGCUCUUUACUUUUUAGACAUCUUAGGAAAGACAAGUGGUUUUAGCAGAUAAGAAAAACUAUUAAUGAUGAAAAGGAUGGAGGGACACUGAUUCUGAUUUUUAAUGAAUAUUUAAAAAUGUAUAAAUGAAGGAAAAAUUUAAUGCUGUAUUUUUAAUGUGGUGAUCAGAUGACAAGUACUGUCUUUAACUGUUGCUUAUUGGAAGUUACUUUGCAUAUAAUGUCUGUAAUUAAAACUGUAAGACAAGGGCUUUUCUUGCAGUUCCUAAUAGAUCUGAAGUAUUUUUUUAUUAACACAAGGUUAUAUUACACCCAUGGACUAAAAUAUGGACUGCAGGAAGAAUUUGAAUACUGUGCUGGAUUCUGCCUUAAUGUAUCCCAGUACAGGACAGUGGCCUUCAUUUGUCCUUUUUUUUUUUUCUUUCUGAUUUGAGGGGCUUUGUCAACUUGAAAUGGAGAAGUUAUCUAAACUCUUUAAGGGAAGUUGUAUGUUGAAACAUAACCUUGUCUUAAACUUUUGUAAACUGGAAAUCUUCAAAAAUGUAUUCUGUAUUCCUGAAUAAAAUUGGUGUUUUAAUACUGUU
This is a messenger RNA of Manacus vitellinus (golden-collared manakin), 5471 nucleotides long. RefSeq names its product low density lipoprotein receptor class A domain containing 3 (gene LDLRAD3). The record is from RefSeq and is a predicted model, not a curated record. Gene Ontology annotation, molecular function: protein binding. Gene Ontology annotation, cellular component: plasma membrane. The transcript has 5 exons. Bases 35 to 994 code for a protein of 319 amino acids. Lineage: Eukaryota; Metazoa; Chordata; Aves; Passeriformes; Pipridae. Gene Ontology annotation, biological process: receptor-mediated endocytosis.